CAGUGAGAAGCAGACUUGGGCCCGCCAUCGCUCAACUAAUGUACUGCCCCUGGAGUGCUGCUGCUCUUGCCGUCUUCCUCGUCCAGCAAUCAUAAGAGCUCAUUCGAUCAUCUGCUAGCUGUUCAAUUCCAGGGGCUCAUUUUCUCAAACUUGUUUGCGUCGUCAUCGAUGCAGGCACAGCCAACCUCGGCCAUGCCUACUUGAGUGACUUGGUGAUCCGUAACGAUCUGCUGCGAGCAGGUUGGCUUCUCGCUUGCUGAAGCUAGGUUGUCGAGGUUCUUGAAUGCGUCUUCAACCUGUUGGCUCUUCGAGAUAGCAUCGACUUUUUGACGAGGAGGCGGUCUCCCAGAACCUGAUGUGUGGCGAGGGGCGUUACGUGAUAAGGUGAUUCCGGGGAUUCAAACAGCUUAGUUCCUGUUGCGAAGGAAUGCGAUAUUGGGAUACAGAUGUUUGAAGACGAAUCGCAUUGGUUUGCGAGGCACGUCGUGAGGAGAUAUUAGACGGGAAGGCGGGAUUUCAUGUGUUUUGUUGGUGAGAUGAAGUGAGAGUGAUCGGUUGGACAGCUAGUGUGCGACGAAGAGCCUCCUGGUCGCUUUAGAUGAUUACGGUGGUACACUUAUGGUUCUGUACAAAAUUAUAAGCUGUGAUUGAGACGAUCAAAUCAUACGUUGCGGAUUCGGAUUGAGUUCAACGAACACGUGAAAGGCAUCAGUGCGAGAGUGGGACGACAUGGCUGAUGCUGGGGGCCAGGAUACGAAUACUGUCGUCUCCCGCCCUAAUGCCGGGCGUCGGGAUCCUUACGAGGUCCUUGGUUUGCCGCGUGAUGCAACAGAUCAACAAAUCAAGAGCACGUACAGGAAGCUGGCGUUGAAAUAUCAUCCAGACAAAAAUACAGGCAAUCCAGAGGCUGCAGAAAAGUUUAAGGAAGUCGCUUAUUCAUAUGGCAUCCUAUCAGAUCCUGAGAAGCGGAGGCAGUAUGAUUCUGCGGGAUUUAAUGCUGUUGAUUUAGAGGGAUUAGACAUGGAGCUGGACCUUUCGAACCUUGGGACUGUGAAUACUAUGUUUGCUGCGCUGUUCAGUGCCAUUCGAGAUGACAUGCUACAUUUUCCUAGCAGCAAGUUGGGUGUUCCUAUCAAAACAACUGUCUCAGCCACUGUUCUGGAAGAUGCUCUCAACGGUACCGUAACAAUAAGACCGCUUCCCUUGGGACGACCUGUGAAUGAUAAGGUUGAAAAGCAGGGGGCUAACUUUUUUGGUAUUACAAUCUCUGAAGCACAAGCAGAAGCAGGUGUUGUGAUACGGGUGGUCUCAAACGUACAGAGCAAGUUCAAAUUAUUAUACUUUGAGCAAGAAGAGAAUGGUGGAUUAGGUUUGGCGCUACAGGAAGACAGUGUGAAGACAGGAAAGGUCACUUCUGCCGGCAUGUAUUUCUUACAUUUUCAAGUUUAUCGGUUGGACCCAACAGUCAAUGCGCUUGCAAUAUCAAGAGAUCCAGAUGCUGUUUUUUUCAAGAGGUUGGAAGGUCUGCAACCCUGUGAAAUGUCAGAAUUGAAGGCAGGCACUCACAUUUUUGCUGUGUAUGGUGAUAAUUUCUUUAAAAGCGCCAGCUACACAAUCGAGGCCAUCUGUGCUGAGGCAUACUUGGAAACUGCAGUCAAGUUGAAGGAAGUUGAAGCUCAGAUACUGUCAAAACGCAACGAGCUAAGACAGUUUGAGAAAGAGUAUCGGGAUGUAUUGGCUCGUUUUCAAGCUGUUACAAACAAGUAUACACAAGAGAAACAAGCGGUGGAUGAUUUGCUCAAAGCUCGUGAAAAGAUCCAAGAAUCCUUCACGUCCGUACCGACGGCCCCCAAGAAGGUGAGCAGCACCAGCAAUGGCAAGGCCGUUGGGGAAGACUCCACUGUAAGUGCAGAUGAGAGCGAAUCUCCUACCACUGAGGAAUCAAGUGCUGACAAAGCCAAACAGUCGAAGAAGUGGUUCAAUUUGAACUUCAAAAGUGGUAUUGGGUCAGCUGGUAAAUAAUAGACCUCUCGAUAAGUUCCAGUAGUUAUCUUGAUGUUGGUUCUUAGUCUUGCAUUGCUUGUGAGCUUUGGUGCAGCAUUUCUUUAGAGGUAGGAAAUAGGAGAAAUGGUAUAUGACAAGGAGAGAUGGAGGCAAUCAGGUCAGAGUAUCAAUGGGAAUUCGUGUGGUAAUAGUUCAUGCGUUUUGCUGCAAUUUAUGUCAUCCAAAGUCUGUAGAUUCAAUAUCAUCUUGCAUUAGUGUCAUCAUAGUUGCAUCUGUUUUCUCAACGUCUGAGUUGGGGAUACCAGCAGUCACGAGUUGGCUGAUUACAUAGAGCCUCACAGAUGUAGGAAGCAACCAAUCAGGUCUGCCAAUUUGGUUUGUGUAGGAAGUCAACAGAUUUCCCGAGGCAUUCGACUGUUGUCCGCGUCAGCUUGUUUGGAAAUCUAACUAGUCUUGUAACUGGUUCACUGCGAACGACUUUUCAGAAGUGUAAGACAAUGGAAGGUCAAAUCAAUCAUCAACACCUAUUAGGUUCCAGAAGUUUGAUGCCUCUUUGAACCCUCAAGCUGUGCUUCUAAAAAGAAGCAGGAGUGCAUUUGUAUUUGUUAUUUGUACGAGCAUAUAUAUUUUAUAGUGAGAUUAAUGGGCUUGAGAA
Molecule: messenger RNA, 2659 nt
Organism: Physcomitrium patens
Lineage: Eukaryota; Viridiplantae; Streptophyta; Bryopsida; Funariales; Funariaceae
Product: chaperone protein dnaJ 15
Source: RefSeq, a predicted model, not a curated record